This is a messenger RNA of Xiphophorus maculatus (southern platyfish), 1200 nucleotides long. Its product is annotated as SH3 domain-containing kinase-binding protein 1-like. The coding region runs from base 366 to 917 and encodes 183 amino acids. The transcript is spliced from 7 exons. The record is from RefSeq and is a predicted model, not a curated record. Lineage: Eukaryota; Metazoa; Chordata; Actinopteri; Cyprinodontiformes; Poeciliidae.
ACUUAGCUGUGACAGAACCACUCCUCAUCACAACAUGCAUUGGAGUACAAAAGAUGGGAUCAAGUUUCCUCAGAUGCUGCUGUAUAUCAGUCGUGACGCAGUAAAAAUAAGCCUUGUGGUAUGAGGAACAGCUGCUUCUACAGUCACACCAGCAUUUAGAUUCUACUACUCUGAUGAACUAAUGGUCCCAAAUGGAGUUGUUUACCCUUUAGUGGACUGGGAAGAAUUUCUACUUCCAAGAAACAUCAAACUUGACGUGAGACUACACUGAUUUCUGCAUGUUUUUUCUCUGCUCACUCGCUCUCGCCAGUCAUUUGGAGAUGUAGUCCAGCCAUGCUUUUUUUCUGCUUGUGCUCAACUGUGAUAUGAUGGGCAGCUAUAACUCAGCGCUCAUUCCUGACACAGAAGAGUUUGAUUCCAUUGUAUGGUCGAGUCUGAACGAGCAAAGCGCUCCUGUUGCAGAUGAGACGCUACAGUCAGAGCUCCGUUCUCUGGUAACGUUUAUGAUUGAGAAGGAAAGAAGAGAAAACCAAAGUGAAGGAAUGAAUUCUUCAGCAAAUGAAGAGAGCACUCAGGAAACAAGUCAGAAUUGUUCCCCCCUUCAAGCUGCAGCCAAGAAUAUGUCAAAGGAGUCUUUCUCCUCGCUGCUGCCGAAGGCUCUCUCUGCUGUGCUAAAUGCAGCAGUGCCCCCAACCCUCAACUCAGAUCCCCGACCAAGAAGCCCAGAGAAAAAUAUCAAGCCAAACGUAGAACAGCUGCAGGCCGAGUUAAAAGACCUCAGGGACCAGUUUGAACAGAUGAAGAGUCGACACAACAAAGAAAUUAAGCUGCUGAUGAAUGAGCUUGAUGAGGAGAAGAGGAUUCGCUUAACUUUACAGAUGGAAAUCCAGCGGAUGAAGAAGCACAUGUCGAAAUGAACAAGAAGGACUGGAUCAAGGGCAAGGGUUUCUGUUGUUACAUAUGCUUUAUGUAACUUUUUAAAGAAACUGAAAAUGAAAAUAAUCUUUUUCAUGCUUUUUUAAAAGGAAAAUGGACAGUUUAUUAUUAAAAGUAUCUGUGAGGUGGUUGAUUCACUCAAGUCUCAGUUAGGCAGUUGAAUAAGAUUACAAAGUGCAUAUAAAACACUGAGUCAUUGCUGAAAUGUCUCAAUCCAGUCCCAGGAAUCUAGGUGGUGUCCAAAUAAAGGCUUUUAAAAAUUGA